This is a messenger RNA of Lasiosphaeria miniovina, 2293 nucleotides long. RefSeq lists its product as uncharacterized. The coding region runs from base 445 to 2025 and encodes 526 amino acids. Lineage: Eukaryota; Fungi; Ascomycota; Sordariomycetes; Sordariales; Lasiosphaeriaceae. The transcript is spliced from 2 exons. The record is from RefSeq and is a predicted model, not a curated record.
UGUGUCAAUGCAACCUCUUCCUUCGUCGUUGACAAUGUGCUCCAGGCAUUAGCCUCCUUUAGGCUUUGGAGCGUGAGAUUGGGGAUGAAAAGAGCCAUUCAUGACGAUAGUCGCUCCGAAUCCCAAGCUAAAUUCAGUAAGACGGCGAUGUCCGUCCGUGUGCGCCCGCCAUGGUCAAUGAUGGAGGCCAAGACCGUAGCGUCACUCUAAUCUUGACUGUGUGGUCUAGGAGCGUGUACAGGAGGUGCGCAAGGGCAGAUCGUGGACAGAAGUCACCCAUGACUCUUCGAGAUGUAAUUAUAAAACAGACGGCACGUUCUGCGUCUCAACUUGAAGGAGUCCAGUAGCACCAGGUCGAAACAUGAGUGUCUCAGAACACCUUUUUUCUCGAUUUUACCUGCAUUGCCACGGGUCCGGUACGCGCACGCGCGUUGUGUCUUCAUCAUGGGUCAGGCACUGGCGUCAAUGAUCAAGUCCAUCGAUGGAGGCGACCAGUCGGCGCAGGAGACCAGGGAAGCCUUGGAUUCUCUGUUCGAGCUGGGGAAAAGCCGAAAUGACGCUGCCUGGGCACAGGCUACCUCCAACGCCAUCUCAGUAUAUGCGAACAUCAACCAAGUCUUGCUGCGGCGGCAGUCUAUUGUUGCCAGCGCAUCCACCAACACCGAUGGUAUUGUGCAGGGCAUUAAUAAGGCAGUGGGCAAGCUCAUGUCGGGGCAAGUGCUGGAUGGCGUGACCGACAUCCUUAGCAGUGCCUUGAAUGUAGUACUAGGAUCGUCAUCUGGCCAAGUCUCUCAAAAUUACACCUACGCCCUCAUCGCGACAGAGCUCGGCGCCCUGCUCAGGAUCGACAUCGACGUGUACUCCUUUGAGCUCCGUUCCCAGGGUCUCCAGUCCAAAGCGAAGAAUAUGACAGCCAUCACGAGCCUCGUCUCUUCCGUCGACAUUACCAAGUUACAGCUAAACGACCUUCGCGCCAUCGUCUCUAUGACGUUUGGAAAUUCGCCCCUGGAGCGACAGCAGCAGAUCUACAGCGUCAUCCUAGCUGCGUACAAGGAGGCCGUCAAGCCGGGAGUGGCAGAGGCGGGCGGUGUGCUCCCAUCAGAUGCACAGGAGAGAGUCAAGGCGCUCUUCGUACCGAGCCAGUACGAGGCUUCCAUGAAGCAGCGCGGCGUUCCUCUCGUUGCAGCGCCCAGCCAGCCAGCCCGAGAAACUCCCAAAAUAGGCCGUCUCGAUCUGAAGGACGCCCUGCAGAAGCACCGAAGCUCGGCCGUCGUAGGUAAACUCGCGGUGUUGAAGAUGGAGGAUGGAGGAGAUUCUCCGAAAGACCCUGCCACACCCGCCACAGAUCCAACACAGUGGACUGAUCUAAUACUCUGGGUCAGCGUAAUCAAGCAGGUGGAUGUUGACUGGAUCAGCCGAUUCUCCAGCGCGGUGGCUGGCUUCAACGAGCCCGACGUGUUCGAGUUCGUUGAGAUCGUGGGUGGCAAGUCGGGCUCUGCCAUCAGCUUUCGGUGCAGGGCCAACAGCGUAGCCGGCCUGUUUGACCUCUCGCUCCGGUACUGCUACGAAACCGUCCUGCCAACCGUCAACACCUACAGGGGCCUGGUCGAGGCAUACAUCGCGAACGUGGCGCUGCAGUACACGCACCCGUCAGAGAGUGGCAGUGGUUUAGUGACGGUCAUCAGCUUCAAGCGGAACCAGAUCCAUAACAACUCUUCUAAUGACAUCACGUUUGUGGCGGCCAAGACUGGCAGAGAGCUGGGCACAAUCAAGAAAGGCGAGAAGGCCACGUUGACGGGCGAUACGCACCACAUCGUGGCACCGAGCCAUCAGAAAGGUGGAGAGGCACCGGAAACAGAUCAAUGGGUUACGUAUCAGACAUUCGAGAGGUCGGAUAUCAUUAUUGAAGCGACGAUGGCUGUGACGGACCUCGAGGGCGGAGGGUACCGGCUGACUGGGUACACGACGCAUGAUAGGAUCUUCAACAUUGACUACAGCGAGGAGUGGCAGGGGGUGGACGCGUAGGAGCUGGCUGGGUGGACCAGCUAGUCUUUGUCAAGGCGUCCAUGCCGAUUUAAUAGCUCAUAAUUCAUAUACGACAGAUGUUAACAGUAGUAUUUUAAAGACUGCACCCGGUGGCCUGGAUGAGGCAUUCCCGGCGGUCGCCAUACAAUUCGAGAGCAAGUCGAAGAUUUUCCUUCAUUGCCUUGAACGGCCAGUGCAAGUAUCAGUUUUUCCCCUCGGUAAUUCGGUAUUUUUGCUAGCCUGCUUAAACAACUCGACCUCAUCAGGC